AUGAUGCAUUGUUCAUCUUGGGACAUUAAGCAGAUUUGUGGGUACAAGAAUGUUGGCUGGACUUUGCAACAAUCUAUAGGAAGCUCUGGUGGUAUGUUAAUUCUCUGGGAUAGAGACUUUAUGGAAGUCAGUGACUUACUCGUAGGUGACUAUACUCUUUCGAUACUUUGUACAAACAAGCUUGACAACUACCAGUGGGUUCUUACAAAUGUUUAUGGACCGAAUAAUCCUGUGGAGAGAACUGAACUUUGGAUUGAGAUUGACAAUGUUUGUAGAUAUUGGAUGAAUCUUCCGUGGUGUAUUGGUGGUGACUUCAACAUAAUAACUAAAUGUGAUGAGAAGAAAAACUGCAAGAAGAUUACAAGGAGCAUGGUAAAGUUCAACAACUUCAUAUUGGAACAUGAUCUUAUUGAUUUACCCCUAAAAGGGGCAAGAUACACCUGCUUAAAUGGUCAAGCAAACCUUGUAAUGUGCAGAUUAGACAGGUUUCUUAUCUCCCCAUCUUUUGAACAACACUACCCUUUCGUUUCCCGAUCAGCCAAAGCUAGACCUACCUCUGAUCACAUCCCACUCCUCUUAGAUAUCUCCGACCCAUCAUGGGGACCUAGUCCUUUCAGGUUUGAAGUUAUAUGGUUUCUGGAGAAUGGAUUCUUACAAUUACUAGAAGAUUGGUGGACUUCUUUUUGUUUUGCAGGUACACCAAGCACUGUACUUUGGCAAAAGCUAAAAGCCCUUAAAGAGAAGUUAAAGGUUUGGAACAAAGAAGUUUUUGGUAACAUCAAUACAAAGUUGACUGUUAUUCUCUCUGACAUACAAACACUUGAUGGACUUGCGGAGGAUAAUAUCCUUACCGAAGAGGAAUUGACUACGCAACUUCAACACGAAGCUGAGUUUGAAAAGAUUUCAAAUAUGGAUGAGACUUCAUGGAGGAUCAAAUCAAAUACUAAAUGGUUGCAAGAAGGAGACCGAAAUACUUCGUUCUUCAUCAGCAAUGCUUCGGCUAGAAGAAGAUAA
Papaver somniferum (opium poppy) is the source of this 1014-nucleotide messenger RNA. RefSeq lists its product as uncharacterized. Lineage: Eukaryota; Viridiplantae; Streptophyta; Magnoliopsida; Ranunculales; Papaveraceae. Gene Ontology annotation, molecular function: catalytic activity. The coding region runs from base 1 to 1014 and encodes 337 amino acids. The record is from RefSeq and is a predicted model, not a curated record. The transcript has a single exon.